CAGGCUGGAGCCAUGGCGGGCCGCAGAGCUGCCAUCAAGGCCAUCGACUGGGCGGCCUUCGCCGAGAGGGUGCCCCCCAACCAGAAGGCCAUGUUCAAUGCCCUGAAGACCCGCAGCGAUGCGCUGUCGGCACGGUUGGCCGCCCUGCCAGAGAAACCCCCGACCAUCGACUGGGCUCAUUACAAGGCUGCUGUUGCUAAAGCUGGCAUGGUGGACGAGUUUCAGAAGAAGUUCAGUGCCCUAAAGAUUCCUGAGCCAGUGGACACACAAACUGCCAAAAUUGAUGCCCAAGAGAAGGAAGCUGCAAAGACGACGGCUGAGUAUGUGCAGGCUUCCAAGGCUCGGAUUGCCGAGUAUGAGCAACAGCUUCAGAAGCUCAGAAGCAUGAUUCCCUUUGAACAGAUGACGUUUGAAGACUUGCAUGAAGUCUUCCCUGAAACCAGACUGGACAAGGAUAAAUAUCCCUACUGGCCCCACAAACCGAUUGCUGAUCUGUAAACUGGUCUGGAAGCAGUUUGUCUAACCACUGGCAGACUCUGUGAUCUUUUAAAUAAAGUGCUUUCCCUCCUGU
Molecule: messenger RNA, 571 nt
Organism: Pterocles gutturalis (yellow-throated sandgrouse)
Lineage: Eukaryota; Metazoa; Chordata; Aves; Pterocliformes; Pteroclidae
Gene: ATP5PD
Product: ATP synthase, H+ transporting, mitochondrial Fo complex, subunit d
Exons: 5
Coding region: 13-498 (161 amino acids)
Biological process (GO): proton motive force-driven ATP synthesis
Molecular function (GO): proton transmembrane transporter activity
Source: RefSeq, a predicted model, not a curated record